Sabethes cyaneus is the source of this 456-nucleotide messenger RNA. RefSeq names its product NPC intracellular cholesterol transporter 2-like. The record is from RefSeq and is a predicted model, not a curated record. Gene Ontology annotation, biological process: intracellular cholesterol transport. Lineage: Eukaryota; Metazoa; Arthropoda; Insecta; Diptera; Culicidae. The transcript is spliced from 2 exons. The coding region runs from base 1 to 456 and encodes 151 amino acids.
AUGUACAAACUGUUUCUCGUUGCGGCUUUUUUAUUCGCCGAUGUUCUCGGCCUACCAGUAAGACCAUGUCCCAACAAUGCGCCUGUCCCUGUUGAGGUGCGAGUCGUCGAUUGCUACGAGGAACCAUGUGUGAUCCCGCUCGGUGGAAUGGUCGAUAUGGAUCUAGAUUUUAUUGUGGCUCGUGACAGUGCCACCGUUAGUGCAGCAUUGAAUAUCUUCUUGGGUGAUUUCCGAGUACCAUACGAACUGCCGGCCGAUCAGCAGAAUGCGUGUAAUUUCUUCUACGGACGUAGUUGUCCCAUUCAACAAGGUGAAAAGAUCAACUACCAUCUCAGCACUCCAGCCACUGCUCCGUUUGCCAAUGUGACCGUCGAUCUGGAACUUCAGCUAACCGGAGACGAUGGGGAACCGCUGUUUUGCUUCCGCUCAUCGGCCCGGAUUGUACCGGCUGAAUGA